Molecule: messenger RNA, 1965 nt
Organism: Camelina sativa (false flax)
Lineage: Eukaryota; Viridiplantae; Streptophyta; Magnoliopsida; Brassicales; Brassicaceae
Product: putative calcium-binding protein At1g02270
Molecular function (GO): calcium ion binding; 3'-5'-RNA exonuclease activity
Source: RefSeq, a predicted model, not a curated record
CGAAACCAUACAAUAUAUAACAAAGUGCUUCAUAACACUACACACAUGCACACGCACGUUCAUGAACGAGAGACGAAAGCUUUUUUAAAAUAGCCUAAAGCCUCACAAUUCUCAAAUCAAUCGCUAAAAACACUUUCUAAUUUUGGGGUUUUGAAUUUUCAUUUUUUUCCGUUUUAAUUCAUAAAAAUCAAACAAAAAAAAAAGAGAGCGGUCACGACGUUUCUUCGAUAAUUCUUCUUCUUCCUUCUUCCAUCCUUCAUCUUCUUCCUCUGUGUUUUUUUUUGUUUUCUUCAUCUCUCCUUUUUUGAUUUUUACCGCCGGAGAUUUUUGUAUUUUUGUUUUCUUAUUUCCGUUACCGUAAAUUCGCCGGCGGUGAAAGAGAGAAUGAAGGGGAGAAUAUCAAAAAUAGGAAGCUAUGCAAUCUCAUCAUCCAUAAGAGACCAGCAUCAGCAACCUUGUAUCUCUUGUACUACUUUCAACAUCCUUGCUCCCAUCUAUAAACGUCUCUCUCCCAAGGAUCAAAGUCUUCGUGAAAGUGAUAAUCGAACGUAUUGGCUUGGAAGGAAUCAUAGAAUCAUUGAUUGGUUAUUGUAUGAAAGGUCUUCCAUCAUUUGUUUACAGGAGUUUUGGGUAGGGAACGAAGAGCUUGUUAAUAUGUAUGAGAAGAGACUUGGUGACGCUGGUUAUCUCAGUUACAAGCUUGGCCGUACUAAUAACCGUGGCGAUGGUUUGCUUACGGCUGUUCAUAAGGAUUAUUUUAGAGUUGUGAACUCGAGGGAUUUGCUUUUUAACGAUUGUGGUGAUCGAGUUGCGCAGUUGCUACAUGUAGAAUUAGUUCCUCCUUACUCUCAGUAUGAUGCUCAUCAACAAGUUUUGAUUGUCAAUACUCAUUUGCUGUUUCCUCAUGAUUCAACGUUGUCUAUAGUUAGACUGCAGCAGGUUUAUAAGAUUCUUCAGUAUGUAGAGUCUUAUCAGAAGGAAGUUAAUCUCAGUCCUAUGCCUAUUAUACUUUGCGGAGAUUGGAAUGGAAGUAAGCGAGGACAUGUCUACAAGUUUCUCAGGUCACAGGGUUUUGUGUCGUCUUACGACACUGCUCAUCGGUAUACAGAUUCAGAUGCUCACAAGUGGGUAAGCCACCGGAAUCAUCGGGGUAACAUAUGCGCUGUUGAUUUCAUAUGGCUUCUAAAUCCAAAUCGGUAUAGAAAGCUGUUGAAAACUAGUUGGAGUGAAGCAGUGUUUGGCAUGUUCAGGUAUCUACUGAGAAGAGCCUCACUAACAGCUGAAGAUGCUUUUGCCUUUCUGAAAACCGACAAUGAUGGUGACCACAUUACAUUCUUGGGUUUCUGUGAAACGCUUCGGCAGCUCAAUUUAACAGGUCAUUGCAAUGGACUUACGGCAAAAGAGAUUAAAGAUUUGUGGACUCAAGCUGACAUUGAUGGAAAUGGUCUUCUAGAUUACAAAGAGUUUCAGCAAAGAAUAUGGAACCAAACUUGGUCAGAACAGAGAGACGCAGCAGACGGAGAAGCAAAAGGUAACCGAGAACAAACCGUCGGAUUCAGCGUCAAAAACGCAGUUUUGUUUCCUCCUGAAGUUGAAAAAGGAAUAUGGCCAGAAAAUUACUCUCUAUCAGACCACGCGAGGCUAACCGUUGUAUUCUCUCCCAUAAGAAUGCCUUGCUCUCAGUUGGUUUCAUGACAAAAACACUCAAACAACAAAAUUUAGCUUCUUCCCAUUUAAAAAGAGACCUCAGUUUUGUCCCCCUUAUAGAGAAAUUGCUCUGUCUUCCAUUAGUUCGACUUGACCGCUCUCACUCUUUGCGGUUCUUGCGUUGAGGGAAGAAGAGAUAAAGGGAGACAGAGGUUCUAUAAACUUAUACGGUGUACAAACAUGUAAAACUAUUUAUGAAGCUUAUGUAUAAAAAUUGGUGUAGUAGAGAUUUUAAGUAAGAAGCAGUUUUUGCAACUU